Molecule: messenger RNA, 1395 nt
Organism: Ilyonectria robusta
Lineage: Eukaryota; Fungi; Ascomycota; Sordariomycetes; Hypocreales; Nectriaceae
Exons: 3
Coding region: 1-1395 (464 amino acids)
Source: RefSeq, a predicted model, not a curated record
AUGGAAGCAAAGGACUGGACUUCUUCUCUCUUGCUCACUCAGUCGGGCAAGCGUCCCAUCAGCUGUAUCUCGGCUGUCUCAUCGCCGCCGUCACCGACUAAGCGGGCGUGUUAUGACCUUGAUUGCCAGAAACCGGAUGCUCCUGAGAUCCUUCAGCCUGUCCCUCGCCACGCCAGGUCCUCGACCGCCUCACUACUAGAGGCCCUGGUCACUUCUGUCGUCCCGGAUCUCUCAUUCAACGAACAUCUCCAACCUGACGUCCGCGCUCACGUCGCGAGCUGGCUUGACGCAGUAUUGCCUUGCCCCGAGUCUCAUCGGCAAAGACGCCCAGAGUCUUGCCGUAAUAUCCAGCCACCACUAAGCAGCCCUCCACUCAGCAAGACGGCACCACCCACAAUGGGUUCUAGACGUGGCAGCAGCCUGGCCCGCCCCAGUACUCCCUCCUCCUACCGGCCCCCAACAAACCCCCCUACGAACCCCCCUACGCCAUCACAGACUGGCACCAGCACGCCCUACACCAGACUGGUUGAAAACCCUCAUUACAGAGUGCACUUGGCUGUGAACAAGAUCGAAGUUCGCCCCCCUCGGGACAAACUACCAGAGCCCAUUUCCGAGCUCUGCAAUCUUAUUCAAACGGCUCGCAUGUCUCCUCGCCCACCCAUGACCGAUCACGCUCUACAGACCUUGGAAGCGUUUGGCGACAUGUCAAGUGAACCCCACCUUGAAAAGUUCUUCCAGAAUAAAAUCGCCUCUGAUCUCUUCAUGGAGGAUGAAAAACGAUGGGUCGAAAGACAGCCCAUGGACAGACGCCUUGUCCCUUCGUUUUCCUCCAAGAUGAAAGUCAGUACCCCCAUCCCUGAUACUCUCUACGGCUACCGCGUGCCCGACGACUUCUCUUUGCCGCAGCUGGAACAGCUUUGUGAGAGGAAGAAACCAGAAGAUAUAUUGGUAGCAAAUUCCGCAGGCUCGGUCUUUCCUUUCUUGGCCGUCGAAUUCAAGGGUGACGGCCCCGUUGGCGGCGCUGAGCGCCUGAACUCUAUGAUCGAACAAUUCCAGCGUCAGGAUGUACCGCACAUCGACAGCACCGCCUUCGGCAUCGCCAUGAACGGGAUGAUUGCAAAGCUCUUUGUAUCCUGGAAGAAUGGCGACGGCUUGAUUCUAGCGCAAAAGAUCAAGGAGUUCGUACUGGAACGCCCUGAAGAGUUCAUCGCGCUUCGCAACUGCGUCCGAAGCAUUGUCGAAUGGGGAAUGGGUGAACGCUUUACCAACGUCAAGCGCGCUUUGGAUAUCUUCAGUGAGGAAGAGACGCGAGACGCUGGGGGACCCAAGACAAGGCCUCCCCCUGAUGGGUCUUCUGCGCCGAGCACGAAGCGACCGAGAAUGUCUGAUGCAUGA